AUGACUAAAUCAACCAUAAUGAAGCGUAUUGUCGCUUUGUUUAAGAAAACACACGAGAGAAAGGAAGAACAUGCAUACCCCUCUGAAUUAGAGAGCACGUACAAGGUGACCAAAAAGACAUUAGGAGUCGGCUCAUUUGCUGUUGUGAAAGAAUGCGUACAUCGUUCAACAGGACAAUCAUUCGCUCUCAAGAUUAUACUAAAGAAGGCGAUUGCAGGCAAAGAGCAUAUGCUAAGUAGCGAGUUGGACAUUUUGAAACAAGUCAGACAUCCACAUAUUGUAUCCAUGCAUAACUUAUACGAAUCGAUUGAUGCUGUAUACAUUGUCACUGAUUUGGCUAGUGGUGGGGAACUGUUUCAACAAUUACUUAAGAAAGGGACCUAUACAGAGAAAGAUGCAUCGAAUUUAACGAGACAAAUGCUAGAGGGAUUACAGUAUCUACAUGAAAGAGACAUUGUACACCGCGACAUGAAGCCGGAAAACCUAUUAUUCCAAACAGCUGACGAUGACUCGAAUUUGAUGAUUACAGACUUUGGUCUGUCGAAAAUUUUGAAGGCGCAAGAUGACAUUCUGACAACGGCGUGCGGUACACCAGGCUAUGUUGCUCCUGAAGUAUUGUUGCAAACCGGUCAUAACAAACCAGUGGAUCUGUGGAGUGUGGGUGUUAUAUUGUUUACAUUACUGAGUGGAUAUACCCCAUUUUGGGGAGAAGACCAAGCAAGCUUGUUUGAGUCCAUCAUGUCAGGGCAGUAUGAAUAUGAUGAAGAAUAUUGGUCCGAUAUUUCUGAUUCAGCCAGGAACUUGAUUGACAAGUUAUUGACAUUUGAUCCCAACAGCAGAAUUACAGCAGAGGAAGCACUUCAACAUCCAUGGAUAACAGGGACAGGAUCGAAAGAGGCUGGCCCGAGAACAAGCACUAAUCUUGCGCCAGCCAUUCGAAAAGGAUACAGUAGUAGAGGCAGUUUGACUGCAAUUGCUCUAGUUAAUCAAUACAAGACUUCUGGAGACUCAUCGAGUGAAGAGGAGAGAAAAAGCGAAGAGGUUAAGAAACUGGACAUCACAAUUUAA
Messenger RNA from Mucor velutinosus, 1068 nucleotides. RefSeq lists its product as uncharacterized. The transcript has 8 exons. NCBI's taxonomy places the organism in Eukaryota, Fungi, Mucoromycota, Mucoromycetes, Mucorales, Mucoraceae. The record is from RefSeq and is a predicted model, not a curated record. The coding region runs from base 1 to 1068 and encodes 355 amino acids. Gene Ontology annotation, molecular function: calmodulin binding; ATP binding; calcium/calmodulin-dependent protein kinase activity. Gene Ontology annotation, biological process: protein phosphorylation.